GGUGUUUCUGCGCGGAUUGCCUUGUCCGUUGGUUUUGAUGCUCUCUACAUGACCGGUGCCGGCACCGCCGCCUCCGUCCACGGCCAAGCAGACCUCGGCAUCUGCACACUAAACGACAUGCGCACCAAUGCCGAAACCCUCGCCAACAUCUCUCCCUCGACGCCCCUAAUCGCCGACGCUGACACCGGCUACGGCGGCCCCAUCAUGGUUGCCCGCACGACGGAGCAAUACUCCCGCUCCGGCGUGGCAGGCUUCCACAUCGAAGACCAAAUUCAAACCAAGCGCUGCGGCCACCUUGGUGGAAAGAUCCUCGUUGACACCGACACAUAUGUCACGCGGAUCCGCGCAGCCGUGCAGGCGCGCCAGCGCAUGGGGAGCGACAUCGUCGUAAUCGCGCGGACAGACGCACUCCAAACUCACGGCUACGAGGAGAGUCUGAACCGCCUCAAGGGAGCACGGGAAGCCGGCGCAGACGUCGGACUACUAGAGGGAAUCUCGUCGCGGGAGAUGGCGAGGCAGGUGACUAAGGAUUUGGAAGGGUGGCCGUUGGUCCUGAACAUGGUGGAGCACGGAGCUACGCCGUCGAUCUCGGCGCAGGAGGCCAAGGAGAUGGGAUUCAAGGUUAUUAUCUUCCCAUUUGCGGCGUUGGGGCCUGCUCUGAUUGCUAUGCGGUCUGGGUUGGAGAAGCUUAAGAAGGAUGGGUUGCCGGGGUUGUCGGAGGAGAUUACGCCGCAGAUGCUGUUCCGGGUUUGUGGGUUGGAUGAGAGUAUUAAGGUUGAUGCGGAUGCUGGGGGUGGUGCGUUUGAAGAGGGUGUUGAUUUGAAGAAGACGGAUUAAGGGGAAACUCAUAAUCCUGGCAGG
Messenger RNA from Aspergillus glaucus CBS 516.65, 861 nucleotides. RefSeq names its product isocitrate lyase/PEP mutase family protein. Bases 49 to 837 code for a protein of 262 amino acids. The record is from RefSeq and is a predicted model, not a curated record. The transcript is spliced from 2 exons. NCBI's taxonomy places the organism in Eukaryota, Fungi, Ascomycota, Eurotiomycetes, Eurotiales, Aspergillaceae. Gene Ontology annotation, molecular function: catalytic activity.